Pseudophryne corroboree (corroboree frog) is the source of this 4206-nucleotide messenger RNA. It is a transcript of the gene RCL1, whose product is annotated as RNA terminal phosphate cyclase like 1. Lineage: Eukaryota; Metazoa; Chordata; Amphibia; Anura; Myobatrachidae. Bases 138 to 1256 code for a protein of 372 amino acids. The transcript has 9 exons. The record is from RefSeq and is a predicted model, not a curated record. Gene Ontology annotation, cellular component: nucleolus. Gene Ontology annotation, molecular function: RNA endonuclease activity. Gene Ontology annotation, biological process: endonucleolytic cleavage of tricistronic rRNA transcript (SSU-rRNA, 5.8S rRNA, LSU-rRNA); ribosome biogenesis.
ACCCUUUUCACAUGACCUAUCACCUUGGUGUGUGAGCGUUCCAUCCGACUUCCCGUUCCAAACCACGUGUGCAGCACCAGGCUGUGUGUGUGUUCCCUGGCAGCUUGUCCAGGCGGAGGAGGCUCUCGCAGGGCGGCAUGGCGAGCCAGGGGCACUGUCUUCGUUUCGAGGGCUGUAAUUUUUUCAGGCAGCGGAUUGUGCUGUCCACCCUGAGCGGGAGGCCGGUGAAGAUCCAGAAAAUCAGAGUGAAGGAUGAGAGCCCCGGUAUAAAGGACUUUGAAGCAAGUUUUAUCAGACUGAUGGAUAAAAUUACCAAUGGUACCAGGAUAGAGAUUAAUGAAACGGGCACAUCAUUGUACUAUCAGCCUGGCCUUCUGUCUGGUGGACCUUUGGAACAUGACUGCAAUUUACAACGCUCUAUUGGCUAUUAUUUAGAGAGUCUCAUCUGCCUGGGCCCUUUUAUGAAGAACCCAUUAAGAAUCACACUCCGUGGCGUCACCAAUGAUCAGGUGGAUCCCUCUGUGGAUACUCUUAAGGCUACAGCUAUUCCGUUGCUGAAAAAGUUUGGCAUAGAUGGGGAGCAUUUUGAGCUGAAGAUUCUAAGGAGAGGCAUCCCCCCUGGUGGUGGUGGGGAAGUAAUCUUCUCCUGUCCAAUAAGAAAGGUUCUGAGACCUGUUCACCUGACAGAUCCUGGAAAAAUAAAGCGUAUCCGAGGAGUGGCAUAUUCUGUCCGAGUCUCUCCACAAAUUGGCAACCGAAUUGUGGAUUCGGCUAGAAGCAUUUUGAAUAAGUUUCUGCCGGAUAUUUAUAUCCACACAGAUCACCUGAAGGGUGCAAAUUCUGGAAAGUCUCCUGGCUUUGGUUUAUCUCUAGUGGCUGAAACAACUGAAGGCUACUUUCUCAGUGCUGAGCUUGCGUCAAACCCUCAGGGGCAGGGUGCAGCUGUGCUUCCAGAAGAUCUGGGGAAAAACUGUGCAAAGUUACUUUUGGAAGAAAUAUACAGAGGAGGUUGUGUGGAUUCAGUGAAUCAGAGCUUGGUUGUACUGCUUAUGACUCUUGGGCAGCAGGAUGUUUCCAAAGUCUUGCUCGGACCAUUGUCUCCUUACACGAUUGAGUUCUUGCGACAUUUGCGGAGCUUUUUCCAGAUCAUGUUUAAAAUUGAGAGCAAGUCAUUUGAAGAACGUAAAGGCGCAGAGAAAGUCCUGUUGACGUGUGUCGGCGUUGGAUUUUCCAAUCUCAACAAAACCAUUAAAUAAUGAAAGCAAAUUCUGCUUAAGACUGUAACGAGAUUGUGAGAACAGGUCUGUCAUUAUGACUUUUCAAGAGCCUGAAUUGCACAACUGCUGGUGCUGGCUCAGCCACCGCAACCCUGAAAGUCUUGGGGGACGUAAUUAAGUGCACAGGAUUUUACUUUACAAACUUGUGGGCCAUGGACCUACAAAAUGUCAUUAACAAAACAUGGCCAUUUGAGUGUCAGAGAUUGUUUACAAAAACAUUGGUUAACAUAAAAUGUAUGUUCAUCCAAAGCCCUGUACUGAUAUUCACAAAAAUGUGUAUUGCAAUUAUUUAAAGAUAUAUUCCAUCAAAUCAUGUUUUUUGUUUUAGUCACAAUUGUGUGUUUAGUUUUGGAUUGGGGGGUGGGGUGUUACAUUUUAUAUUUUUGUUAUUUUAAUCAUCUCAAAAAAGUCGGCUGUUCUACCACUUUCAGAUGUAAGCAUUUUUUACAUGUUUCUGUGAGUAUUGACUUUUUUUUUUUAUUCUUUGAUCUAUUUACACAAACGUAUAAAAGUUCCCCACUUUUAAAGUGAAGUACAGAUUAAUAUACAGACAAUUGACACACACGAAAAAGAAUUGACAAUGUCGGAACGUCAGUGCAUAUGCCAUUUUUCCUUUACACUUUGAAUAAAUGGUUAGGUUUUUACCAACAUGAGUUAUGUUUACCUGCAAGAAAUCCAGAACCAUCAGCUAAUCUAUACAGAAAGGUCCGCUGUGGGGCUGGUUACACAAGUGCCUUACUGUGAGAUUUCAUCCAUGUACAGCAAUAGUGUCUAAUUCAGGGUUGUACACCUUCCAUGGUGUGAGAGAUGGGGCAUUAAGGCAGCACGGAUGAUGUAGUAUUAGCAUUACUGCCUCACAGCACUGAGGUCAUGGGUUCGAUUCCCACCAUGGCCCUAACUGUGUGGAGUUUGUAUAUUCUCCUUGUGCUUGCGUGGGUUUCCUCCGGGUACUGUGGUUUCCUCCUACAAUCCAAAAAUAUACUGGUAGGUUAAUUGGCUCCCAACAAAAUUAACCCUAACGUGAAUUUAUGUGCAUGUAUAUGUGGUAGUCUAAGCUCCACUGAGGCCGGGACUGAUUUGAAUGGCCAAAUAUUCUCUGUAAAGCGCUGCGGAAUAUGUGUGUGCUAUAUAAAUAACUGGUAAUUAAAAAUAAAAUAAGUGUGAGUUUCUCUGCCAUCCUGCAUUUCCUGAGAGUUACUCAGAUGACGAUGUUCAUACAGAUGAUCCGAUGCUGGGGUUGCAGCAUUGGAUCAGAAAAGCCAGCGCGAGGCGUCUAUGUAAACAAGAUGCCUUCUGCUACAUUAGCUUAUCACACAGCCACUGCAUACAAAGAUGCUGCGGCUGUGAGAUCUGCGUACAUCUCUAAGUCAGGCUUAUUGUUUCAUGGUAGGAGUUUAGAUGCGGAUAGGCUCUGGAACCAUAGUAUGGUUUUAUUCCACAGGUUUGUUAUCCUUUUCAAAGACCAUUACAUUGUAAAAAAGACUUGUUGCCCAAAGUUUCUUUAUAUAGAGCAAUAGUGAUGAACGGAUCCACAGAAGUAAUACAUACAGCAUGUGUUUCUGCACAUCAUGCCAUCCUUGGUGAGAGAUUCUAGGAUAUGACUGGUUUCUUUCUACCCAUUGACCACUUUUAAAACUUAACCUCUGCAUGCUCAGUAGUUCCUCGAGUCAAACUUAAAUUCAACCUGUGUUAUUAACAUCCCUUAACAACAAAUUGUAAACUGGUAUACCAAGUGUGAAAAUGUUAACCACUGAUUUAAAUUGUCAGGUAGUCUUUGAGGUGCGAGGUACUUCAUUGUGAUUUGCUGGUAUCUUGUUCAGUCAUACCUGUGGCCCCAUUUAUUAAUAAGUUCAUUACCAGCAACAGAUUUAGUAUUGCAGUGAUACAAAUGAAUAUGCUAUUAAUAUUUAGCAUUACUUACCUCUCUUGCAAGGUCCAGUGGCUGUCGGUAAUGGUGUGCUCUGUAAUGCACAUGCUUCGCUGGGUCCCCAUUGCCAGUAAUGUGGACAGUAUAUCUCUCGCCAUCUAUAGAUAGUGUAAGCCAGGGGUGGCCAACCAGUCAGAGACAAACAGCCAAGAAAUCUUGUUAGGUACAUCAAAGAGCUGACUUUGAGCCGAAGGCGCACUUGCAAAAAUGGGGUGUGACCUUGUGACUGCUAGGCUACGCCCCUGGUAUAAAAUACAUUGAAAAAGCCAGAUCCAACAUAAAAUACAAUGAAAAAGCCACUUCUACAUCAAAUAAUUGAAAAAGCCAGAUCCACAUAAAAUAUAUUUGUGACAACACAGCCGGCGCGUUGUGUCACAGUGGUAAAAGACACGCAGCUACUUCCCUAGCCCUGGUCUGACCCAUGGACUACACUGAUUGAUUGUUGAUCUGUAUUUGGCUAUGUAUUAGGCAAUAUUGUAUUAUAUUGUAUGAUGUUAUUGUUACAAGGGUACAGUUAUGUUUUCGAUGUAUAUAUAUGAAUGUAUUGGUUAUUGUGUUAUAGUUUGUAAAAUGUUUCCCCCCAUAUGACUGCGCAGAUAACCUGUGUGUUUGCUGUUGUGUAGAUACAGCCAGUCUCAGAUGUCAGGCCAUACACCCCCCUCAUUCUUCCCCACACAAUGGAUUCCAGGCCACACAAUCAGAUUAAGUAAGGUUACUUUAAUUAACAUCUAUUGUGGCCUAGGGGACAUGCCUGUACAUGUGAAACUAGGUUUGCUCUGAAACUGUCUGGGGGUGUCGCCUUAUUGUAGGAAAGACAAAGGUUUGAUAAUAGCAAAGAGGGGACGUGAGACAGAGGGUGAGAGAGUGGCAGGAGACUGACUAAGAAGUAAUGUUCUGUCAGGAGUUCCAGGAGGGAAUUGUCGUGUAGAAUUGGAUCACAGAAGUGUGCUGAACUGUGUUAUAACCUAUUCUGUCAAUAAACCACUGUUGGUUUUUCAUCUA